GGAUUGACACAUCUGUGGAGUUCUUCUCAGCUGCUGUGAACCAUGAUCCUCCUGACUCCCUCUUCUGAUUUCUUCCAGUACGCCAACAAGCUCCUCCUGAGUGACCACGCCACGGGACUCCAGAUCAAAGAGUUUGCAUGUAAAAAUGCAGCAAACGCCCUGUCAGUGGCCAACAUGGUCAUGGGCAUGGCCUCCAUUCUCAGCAGUCUCAACGGGCACCACCACGCUGCCUGUUGGCUGGUUCUGAUCGGAUACCUGCUGGAUCUGGCCGAUGGAGCGGUCGCCAGGCGACUCGAUGCGUGCUCUGCGCUGGGUGCAAAGCUGGAUGAUUUUGCUGACUUCACCACCUUUGGGAUCGCCACAUCCCUGCUGCUGAGGACGUCCCUCAUGCUGGACAACGUCCUGUGUGUGUGUUAUGCGCUGUCCGUCUUCGUCCGCCUUUGUUUCUUCUCAAGCGGUAUUCCGUUCAUGUAUCGUGGUCUCCCCUGCAUCUACUCAUCAGCCACCCUGGCCAGCACUUCGUUGCUGUCAGGUGGGAACCUGGCCAUGCUUCGGGUCAUCGCGGUGGCCAUGAUCCUCUUCAUGAUCAGUCAGAACUUUUAUCCUCAUGACAAAGUGCUGGAGUCAGAGACCUGGAAGAAAGUGGUGUACGCUGGAGGAGUUGCCAUGGUGUUCUGCUCUUCCUUCCCCCCUGCCUGUGUGUACUACCUGCUGUGGUCGGUCUCCUACAUUUUGUUCCCAAUGUCACUUUGGAGCAGUAAAAUCUAA
Messenger RNA from Nematolebias whitei (Rio pearlfish), 768 nucleotides. RefSeq names its product transmembrane protein 269 (gene tmem269). NCBI's taxonomy places the organism in Eukaryota, Metazoa, Chordata, Actinopteri, Cyprinodontiformes, Rivulidae. Bases 43 to 768 code for a protein of 241 amino acids. Gene Ontology annotation, molecular function: phosphotransferase activity, for other substituted phosphate groups. Gene Ontology annotation, cellular component: membrane. The transcript has 7 exons. Gene Ontology annotation, biological process: phospholipid biosynthetic process. The record is from RefSeq and is a predicted model, not a curated record.